AUGAGGAAGCGAGAGAAGAGGUCGAAAGCCUCGAAGAAGUCCAGAAAGGACAAGAAGAAGGGAUCGAGCAAGAAGAAGCAUGAGAAACAUGCGAAAGCCAAAAAGUCCAAGAAGGACAAAAAGAAGAAAGACAAGAAGUCAGAGGACGAGCCCCUUUGGAAAAAGGAGCCUGAAAAGAGAUGGCAAAGCUGGAAGUGGGGAAGCCAGAGUUCCGGCUCAGACUGGAAGAAGAAGUCCGAUGAUGACGGCUCUUGGAAGGCUGAUGACUGGAAGAGCCAGCGAGGAUGGAACAGCGGUGGAGGCUGGAAACAGUCCAAUUGGAAUUGGAAAAGGGGGUACGGAGCUCCGAAAGGACAAACCCCAAAGGUCAAGGCUCGCCCGAGCACCAAAGAUGAUGAUAUGGAAGCUGACUGGGACUACUGGUCCAUUGCCAUCGAAAAUUGCAAAAAUGAUGUGCACAGAGUUGCUAGCCCAGCGGAAGCAAGGGAUGCUGGCGCAGCCAUCGUGCUGGAUGAUGCCUACGACAAUGAUGUGUACGAACGCAUCUUGGGGGAGCUGGAAACGGCGCACCAGGAUACUGUGCCUGGGUCGUUGCUUAAGAAGUUGAGUGAGGCAUUGGUCAAGAGCCAGCGAGCAUGGCCUGACAUUGAAAACAGCUUCCUCAUGGAAGGAGGCGGAUGGUCAGCGCUGGUGGUGCCAGUGUUUGAUGGGCAGGGACAGACAGGAAAGCCCUUGACCUCUGAGUUCCACAGGGACGUGCCGGAACAGGAUGCCUAUCCGUACAGCUUCGCUCAUGGCACGUCCUUUGGCUCGCUGCCAUACAUCAUGGCGGAAGGAAUGAUCCGACCUCAGAAUUGGUCGGUGCUCCCGUCGCUCGGCUUCUUUGGGAUUGCCUGCGUGGGCUGGCUUGAGAACGACAAAGACUCGGAGGUGCUCAAGCAACUAUUGAACAACGCUCUUUCCAUCGGAAAGGGGCAACAAGAUGCACUCGUGUUAGGACAAGUGCGGGCGAUUGACAAACACGUCGUACUGAGUGCUGGAGGCGACCAAAGGUUGCAAGUGUCCUCGCGAAAAGCUGGACUCUCCCGAGGAACAGACGCAUGGUGUAUUCGCACCGAUGUUGCCCACAUCGCGGGUGUCGCGAUCACUUUCCCCUCCUGA
This is a messenger RNA of Symbiodinium sp. CCMP2456, 1161 nucleotides long. NCBI's taxonomy places the organism in Eukaryota, Dinophyceae, Suessiales, Symbiodiniaceae. The record is from the annotation of a GenBank genome assembly.